This is a messenger RNA of Fimicolochytrium jonesii, 1554 nucleotides long. Its product is annotated as methyltransferase TRM13-domain-containing protein. Gene Ontology annotation, biological process: tRNA methylation. The transcript has 5 exons. The coding region runs from base 138 to 1514 and encodes 458 amino acids. Lineage: Eukaryota; Fungi; Chytridiomycota; Chytridiomycetes; Spizellomycetales; Powellomycetaceae. The record is from RefSeq and is a predicted model, not a curated record.
GCAACUGCAAACUGCUGAGCAAAAGUACACAUAUACUACAUCCUCGCCAACGAUAUCGAUAGCCAGCACAGCAACAGAGCAACUAGCACCUCUGAGGACCACCGGAAAACCCAGGUCGACCACUCAACGCACUCACCAUGAGCAAACGGAAACGAGGCUCCGACAACCAACCCGCCGACGAAGCACAACCACCCCGUCCACCGCCAAAGGAAAACUCCUGCAACUUUUGGGUCAAAGGAAAACGGAAAUACUGUCACCUAGGCGUUGCGCCCACCCACCUCUUCUGCGGGCAACACGCAGAGUUCGAGGACCGUACCCGUGAGGGGUUUGUCGAGAGGCCGGGGUUUGAGCGGAUUCCGUGUCCUUAUGAUAAUGGACACAAUAUUGCAGCGAAGGAUUUACAGAAACAUUUGAAGAAAUGCAAUAAACGGCCAGGUGUCACACCAUCUUACUUUGUCGAGAACAUCAACGUCGCCAUCCCUCCUUCCCCAUCACCACAACCACCAUCAACAAUCGCCACAGAACCCACACCAACCCCCCGCUCCCGCCUCCUCGCCCUCCCCCUCCCCGCCUUCGCCGCCCUCUCCCAAAAAAUCUCCUCAAUCCACUCCCGCCUCCUCCCGCAGCCCCUGCGCACCCUCAUCCUCACCCACCCUUCUAUGAGCGACCGCAUCGAGCAAUCCCACGAGGGCAAACAUGCCGUGCAACAGGCGUCGCUGGUGGGGCAUAUGGAACGCGCUGGGUUGUUGAAGAAGGGGAAUGUGUUUGUGGAGUUUGGGGCGGGGAAGGGGGAGUUGAGCAGGCAGAAGUACGACGCGAUGCUAGACCACGCCCCGAACACCACCCGCCACCGGCUCCUCACCGACAUCAAAGACCUCUCCCUCCCGCACUACACCCCCGUCACCGACUCCCCCGUCGUCGCAAUCUCCAAACACCUCUGCGGCGCCGCCACAGAUCUCACACUCCGCUGUCUAUCCUCCUUCGAAUCCGCCACCAAAUCGAACCAACAAUUAAAAGGCAUGGUGAUCGCCCUGUGCUGUCACCAUAAUUGUUCAUGGGAGUGUUACGUCGACCAUGGGUUUCUGCAAAAGGUGGGGCUGGACAAGGAGGAGUUUGAGCUGCUGUGUGUGAUGAGCAGCUGGGCGACGUGCGGGACCAAAGAACAACGAGAGGCUGCGGAACUCGAACGUCGGAAAAACACCUCCUCCAACCCCGACUCCGAUACCGAAUCCGUCGCGGGUGAGGGUAGGACAUCACCAGCGGCAGACGACGCAGACGCGGAAGAAGCAGAGCACUGGACAGGCCUCCCGUUUUCCGCGCGCGAAACACUGGGGCAGCAAUGUAAACGGAUCCUGGAUGUCGGGCGCGCGGCGUACGUGCGCGAGACGAUGGGGAUGGAUGCUGAUUUGGUGUAUUAUAUAGAGAGGGAGAAUUCGUUGGAGAAUGUGGCGUUGGUUGUUACGCGGAGGGGGGAAGGGGGCGAGGCGGCAGCGACAUCGAGUUCCGUAGCGUAGAGUAGGAGUAGAGCUCGUUCAGCAUCCACUGAAUCAAUUA